Messenger RNA from Pipistrellus nathusii (Nathusius's pipistrelle), 1800 nucleotides. Lineage: Eukaryota; Metazoa; Chordata; Mammalia; Chiroptera; Vespertilionidae. The record is from the annotation of a GenBank genome assembly.
AUGGCAGAUAAAUUAACAAGAAUUGCUAUUGUCAACCAUGACAAAUGUAAACCUAAGAAAUGUCGGCAAGAAUGCAAAAAGAGUUGCCCUGUGGUUCGAAUGGGAAAACUAUGCAUUGAGGUUACACCCCAGAGCAAAAUAGCUUGGAUUUCUGAAACUCUUUGUAUUGGUUGUGGUAUUUGUAUUAAGAAAUGCCCCUUUGGCGCCUUAUCAAUUGUUAACUUACCAAGCAACUUGGAAAAAGAAACAACACAUCGAUAUUGUGCCAAUGCCUUCAAACUUCACAGGUUACCUAUCCCUCGUCCAGGUGAAGUUUUGGGAUUAGUUGGAACUAAUGGUAUUGGGAAGUCAACCGCUUUAAAAAUUUUAGCAGGAAAGCAAAAGCCAAAUCUCGGAAAGUAUGAUGACCCACCGGAUUGGCAAGAAAUUUUGACUUACUUCCGUGGAUCUGAAUUGCAAAAUUACUUUACCAAGAUUCUAGAAGAUGACCUCAAAGCUAUUAUCAAGCCUCAGUAUGUAGACCAGAUUCCCAAAGCUGCAAAGGGGACAGUAGGGUCUAUUUUGGACCGAAAGGAUGAAACAAAGACACAAACAAUUGUAUGUCAACAGCUUGAUUUAACCCAUCUAAAAGAACGAAAUGUGGAAGAUCUUUCAGGAGGAGAGUUGCAGAGAUUUGCUUGUGCUGUCGUUUGCAUACAGAAAGCUGACAUUUUCAUGUUUGAUGAACCUUCUAGUUACCUAGAUGUCAAGCAGCGUUUAAAGGCUGCUAUUACUAUCCGAUCUCUAAUAAAUCCAGAUAGAUAUAUCAUUGUGGUGGAACAUGAUCUAAGUGUAUUAGAUUAUCUCUCUGACUUCAUCUGCUGUUUAUAUGGCGUACCAAGUGCAUACGGUGUUGUCACUAUGCCUUUUAGUGUAAGAGAAGGCAUAAACAUUUUUUUGGAUGGUUACGUUCCAACAGAAAAUUUGAGAUUCAGAGAUGCAUCACUUGUUUUUAAAGUGGCUGAGACAGCAAAUGAAGAAGAAGUUAAAAAAAUGUGUAUGUAUAAAUAUCCCGGAAUGAGAAAAAAGAUGGGAGAGUUUGAGCUAGCAAUUGUAGCUGGAGAGUUUACAGAUUCUGAAAUCAUGGUGAUGUUGGGGGAAAAUGGUACCGGUAAAACGACAUUUAUCAGAAUGCUUGCUGGAAGACUGAAACCUGACGAAGGAGGAGAAGUACCGGUUCUAAACGUCAGUUAUAAGCCACAGAAAAUCAGUCCCAAGUCAACUGGAAGUGUUCGACAAUUACUACAUGAAAAGAUACGAGAUGCUUACACUCAUCCACAAUUUGUGACUGAUGUAAUGAAGCCUCUGCAAAUUGAAAACAUCAUUGAUCAAGAGGUACAGACAUUAUCUGGUGGUGAACUGCAGCGAGUAGCUUUAGCUCUUUGUUUGGGCAAACCUGCUGAUGUCUAUUUAAUUGAUGAACCAUCUGCAUAUUUGGACUCUGAACAAAGAUUGAUGGCAGCGCGAGUUAUCAAACGCUUCAUACUCCAUGCUAAGAAGACAGCCUUUGUUGUGGAACAUGACUUCAUCAUGGCCACCUAUCUAGCAGAUCGAGUCAUUGUUUUUGAUGGUGUUCCAUCUAAGAACACAGUUGCAAACAGUCCUCAAACCCUUUUGGCUGGCAUGAAUAAAUUUUUAUCUCAACUUGAAAUUACAUUCAGAAGAGAUCCAAACAACUAUAGGCCAAGAAUAAACAAACUCAAUUCCAUUAAGGAUGUAGAACAAAAGAAGAGUGGAAACUACUUUUUCUUGGAUGAUUAG